CCUAAACUUUCUCUUCUUUUUGACACGUUCUUUCUUCCUUUUCCCUGCGUCUGAAAAUGGCCGUAAACAAUAGCUUCUUGACCAGCUUACUUGGCCUCCUUGACGACGACAAGUUCAUGAAAGAUGUCAUGAGCAAGCCAUGCUCUGGGAUGGAACAAGUUAAUGUCAGGUUUUACUUGAAUCUCGUCGAGAAAAUCCUCAACCAAGCCAUGUCAAUUGUGGAUAAUGUUGCUAAAAAUUCUCCGCCAAAGGGUGACCAAUGUCAAAGCAAAAGCUCAACCUCACUUUCUUUAGAGACUUCUAUUCCUUUGUCAUCUACCAUCAACGAACUAUGCUAUCAGAUUACUUGCAAGGCCCGAACCAGCAACGUGUACCAAACAGUGUCAUCGCUUUCCAACAUGUUGUCAUCAUUUUCAUGGGAUGCCAAGGCAGUGCUGACACUCCUAGCUUUAUCAGUGUACUAUGCUGAGCAUUGGCGUCUCACUCAAAUUGAAGAGUCUGACGACCUUUUAAGCUUAACAGCGAAGUUGAGAGGGUCACAUGCAAUUGGUAAGUCCUCCGACACACAGCGGAUCAAGGCUUUUGUGGCGCUGAAUAAUCUAAUCAAGUUGACUUUGGAGUUCACCAAGUGUGCUGUUGAGUUUGUGAGCUACUCCAAAGAUUUUGGAGAAAUUUCAGCAUCAAUCGACAUAUCAGCCCGUUUUUAUUACAUCAUAGUCAUCAUACUUGGCUGCUCAGUUCAGUUCAGUGGCUUGAUCAGCAUGAGCAAUGAGUUCCCAGGGCAAAAUCUGUGGACCUUCUCGGACCAGGUCACGAAGAAAUAUGAAUCCUUCAAGAAAGAAGUGGAAUAUUUCAGAGAAAAGCACGCGGAGCAAAUUUCAUAUGAGAAGAUUAAGAAACUUUCCAAACACUGUACUGAUAUUGUGGAGCUUAUGGCGGCGCUGUUUUGCACCAAGAAUGAUUUUUUGACAGUUUAUCACUGUUCCAAGGGGACAACGGUAACGGUGGAGAAGUUCAGGAACAAGAUUGUGAUGCUGCUUAUUUCGGACUUGGACUUGUCAGAUGAAGAUUUGAAAACCAUUAAGAGCAUCUACAGUGAGUCUAACAUCCAAAGAAGUUACUACAAAAUUAUGUGGGUUCCGAUUGUCGAGGAACAUAACGAGGUGACACAGAAGAAGUUCCUGGAGAAGAGAUCUGGGAUGCGUUGGUACACAAGCAACUCCAUGGUCAGCAAGCCAGCAGCAAAGUUCAUCCGGAAGAAGUGGCAAUUUAGGCAGCAGACUAAGGUUGUAGUGUUGAACCAACAGGGGAAGGUGGUAAACAUGGACGCGAUGGCGAUGAUACGUCUUUGGGGACAGGAAGCCUUCCCGUUCAUGGAGUCAAAGGGCAAGGAGCUCUGGAUCAAGCAAGGGAUCAACUGGUUUAAGCUCGUGGUGAACAUGGUCUUCCCUGAUUUCGAAAAAAGCAUUGAAGGGGAGGAGCUCAUAUUCUUGUACGGCUCGGAUGAAGAUCCCCAGACAGUCCAAAAAAUUGAAAAAUAUCUGAGCGAGAUCAACGGCUAUAUUGGCUCUUACAAGGUCAUCAACAUCAGCACCAAGAGAGAGCAAUUCCUUACCCGGCUCGAGAGCUGCCUGUCCUUGAAGAUGCAGGCCAGUUCGGAUGUCUACGAUUCCCUUGCGCAGGAGCUGCUCCAGCUCUACACCAGCUACAAGCAGUUUGGUGGGUUCGCCGUCAUCGCGAGAGGGUCAAGGGUAGUCGUCAACACUCGUCUCAUGGAUUUCGAGACAGUGCUGUCGCAGCACCAGAUGUGGGUGAAAGCUGCACAGCCUUUCGAGGCCGCCUUCAAAAGGCACUACGAUGAGGUCAUCAAAAAGCCGCGCCGCCACCAUUUCUAUAUCCCCAGUGUAGCUGGCAACAUGCCGGAGAACAUCAAGUGUGCCAAGUGCUCUCGGUACAUGAAGACCGCUGUCAGCUUCGAGUGCUGCCACGGUGACGAGCCGAUGAUGCCAUCUCGCCUGACCUCUUUGCCUGGCACUCAGGGAUUUCAAGACAGUGCUGUCGCAGCACCACAGCCGGCAACAUACCCGAGUGCUGUCGCAGCACCACCAGAGCCGGCAACAAACCAGAGUGCCGUCCCUGCAUCAGAGUCGGCAACAUCCCAGAGUGCUAUCGCAGCACCACCAGAGCCGAUACUAGAGUUUGGAUCAUACGCGGAUGGAUCAAUUGUAUGAAGACUUCCGUCCCCUUCGAAUGCUACCGCGGUGACCAGCUGAUGAGGCCAUCUUGCCCGACGCCAUUGUUUGGCACUCCAGAACAAACACGCAUGUUUCCGUCGGUCGCGUUUUCAUGGGAGACGUUGCUUUUGAUUAGACACCGUGGGAGAUAUUUUCUCUUUUUUAUAAUCUUUAACAGGAUUGCAGGUGCCCUGUGCAGAACUUGAUGUACUCUGCAUGCAGACAUUGUGUGCUCCGAAUAAA
Molecule: messenger RNA, 2477 nt
Organism: Eucalyptus grandis
Lineage: Eukaryota; Viridiplantae; Streptophyta; Magnoliopsida; Myrtales; Myrtaceae
Product: protein SIEVE ELEMENT OCCLUSION B
Exons: 7
Coding region: 57-2231 (724 amino acids)
Biological process (GO): phloem development
Source: RefSeq, a predicted model, not a curated record